This is a messenger RNA of Pelodiscus sinensis (Chinese soft-shelled turtle), 1410 nucleotides long. Lineage: Eukaryota; Metazoa; Chordata; Testudines; Trionychidae. The record is from RefSeq and is a predicted model, not a curated record.
AUGUGGUCUAAAUUAGCAGUUACCAUUCAGGAAACCAAUAUCUGGGUCAGGGACUGUUACUCAAUCUCUUGCCCAGGUGCUGGCCGGAUCGAGCUCUGUGCUGGCCUGCUGGAAGGAGGAACCACGCCCAGUAUCGGGCUCCUGCAGGUGGUGAAGCAGUGUGUGCAGAUCCCAGUGUUCGUGAUGAUCCGCCCCCGCGGGGGGGAUUUCCUCUACACUGACCGGGAGCUGGACGUGAUGAAGGCUGAUAUUCGCCUGGCCAAGCUGCAUGGAGCCGAUGGGCUGGUGUUUGGGGCCCUGACUGAGGACGGGCGCAUUGACACAGAGCUCUGCACAGCCUUGCUGGCUGUUUGUCGCCCCCUGCCAGUCACCUUCCACCGAGCCUUCGACAUGGUCCAUGAUCCCCUCGUGGCCCUGGAGACGCUGGUGUCCCUGGGGUUCGAGCGGGUGCUGACCAGCGGCUGAAACAGCUCUGCGCUCGAGGGGUUGCCCCUGAUAAAGAGGCUCACAGAGCAGGCAAAGGGCAGGAUUGUGGUGGUGCCAGGGGGCGGGAUAACAGAGAGGAACCUGCAGCGGAUUCUUGAGGGCUCGGGUGCCCCUGAGUUUCACUGCUCUGCGCGCUCAGCCCGGGACUCGGGGAUGAAGUUCAGAAACAGCAGCGUUGCCAUGGGAGCCUCGCUCUCUACCUCCGAGUACGCCGUAAAGGUGGCAGACGUGGCUACAGUGAGGACCCUGAACGCUAUUGCAAAGAACAUCCUGUAGCGGGCAGGGCUGCGUGGGGCUGGAGCCAGCAGGCCCUGGGACUCUCCCGGCCAGGCUGGACAGACGGGCUGUGGCUCACGCUGGGCUGUCAAGGAAGCAGAUCCUGUGAUGGAACCUGCAGCCCCUCCCUUGGCUUCACCUGGACACUGUCCCUGAGGCAGGCGUCUCCAACAGGCUCGUUCCUGGCUGGGGUGGUGGCACAAACCAUUCAGCAGUUGGGAAGGGGGCCCUUAGCUUAGGGGGUAGCUCAAUUGUGUGCACCAGCAGUGAUGGUCAAAUAAACCCUGCAGCUGCUCCCAUGUGGCUGCAGCUCUUCCUGGCAGAGGGGGCUUGCUGGUAUCUGUCUGCCGAGUCCUAUGGCACGUGCCUCAGGCCAGGGACUCUGCCACGUGCCCUCGGAACGAGGCUGAUUUCAUCCUGAGUUCAGGUGGGUUGCAUUCAGGACUCACUGGCAUGCUGAUUUGGCAAUUGAGGCUCAGGCUGGCAGAGGUGUUUGGGGGACACUGAGCUGGGAACUAGGCCUGAAACAGCCCCAGGUUGUGCUGACAACUGUGGUCCGGCUUGUAAUAAGAAGGCUCAGGUUUCAUCCUUUUCCUUAAGGAAAAUCCAGGGCAAUUCAUUUAAGAAAGCAGGAGUUAAUACAAAGAA